AUGAAGAGCUUCUUCGUCCUCCCCGUCGCCCUUCUGGCCGCCUCUGUUGUCGCCCAGGACUCUUCCUGCGGUGCCACUUAUAUCGUUGACGCCUGCCUGACUGGCGAGAAGGCCAAGUUCAACGCCUGCGAGGACAAGGACUGGGGCUGCAAGUGCGCCAGCUACGAGGCCAUCGUGACCUGCUUCAACAACUGCCCCAACGACUCCCGCAAGACCUCCGAGGAGGGCCAGAAGAGCAUCUUCUGCGGCUACCACUCGCAGUUCCCCUCGUCGACCGCUUCCGCCAAGACGGCCAGUGCCACAGGCGCCGCCGCCACUACUGCCGCCGCCGCCGCCACCACCAGCUCUGGCUCCAGCUCCACCGGCAGCUCCACCGCCGCCCAGCCCUCGCAGACCGGCGCCGCUGCCGACCUCGUCAUGAACGCUGGUGGCAUCCUGGCCGUCGUCGCUGCCGUCGUCGUUGCUGUCCUGUAA
Molecule: messenger RNA, 474 nt
Organism: Pyricularia pennisetigena
Lineage: Eukaryota; Fungi; Ascomycota; Sordariomycetes; Magnaporthales; Pyriculariaceae
Exons: 2
Coding region: 1-474 (157 amino acids)
Source: RefSeq, a predicted model, not a curated record